UAGAUAACUUGGGUGUGAUAUUGAGAGAAUCGAGAAAGAGCCAAGAAUUCUUGCCUGAAAUCAUUCAAUAUGUGCGGGGAAUGUGUAAAAAGCAAAUGUCCAGACAGGGGCAACAUAUGUUUGGACAACGGAUCUUACAUUCUCAACUUUGCUCACUGUGCCGAGUGUCAGAAACGAGAACCAAUCAAGAUCGCUCAGAGGAAUGUAGAGGUCAAGGACGAUGGAGAGGAGGUCAUCUCGUAUGAACACAAAUGUACCCACUGCUGCCAUGUGAUAGCUGAGCAUGAGCACACGUUCAGUAUAGAAGGAGAGUAUCAGGAGUAUGCCAUGUACUGCAUGCUUUGUGGGGUUGGGAGCGACACUGUCAGUGUUCUACCUGUCGACCCCAGGAAAGAGAUGACCCUCUUCUAGGCAGCCAUCCACCAGGAUGCUGCCACCAUGCAACAUGUCCUGUUACUGGAUGCUGGAGACAACGUUGUAUCCUGGAGACUGGAAGAGUGCGAUGAACUCAGGAGUACACAGUGCCUCAUCAAAUGGCCAUCUGGGAAGGUUACAGAUAUGGGAGAUGGCAAGAGUGUAACAAACUCUGGAGUACACAGUGCUUCAUCAAAUUUGCUUUAUUUGGUGAAUGGGAGGCUACAUGCAUGGGAGAUGGCAAGAGUGCAACUAACUCAGGAGUACACAGUGCCCCAUGAAAUGACCAUCUUUGGAUGAUCUAGUUAUCAUUGGCGGUUACUGGUAUUCGGCAGAUGGUGAGGUGUACGGCGAGCCUUGUGCAGGAGCUGAGAACAUCCAUACAAGAGAGGAGGUUGCACAUGUAGUUCUUAGAGGCAACGUACAUCUAUGGGCAAGGUGGUGGCAUAAUUUUAACCAGCUGCCUUUUAAUUUUGGUGCCAGAGAAAUAAAAGAUGAAUAAAAAGAUAAUGUUGUAUCAUUUCAAGACUAAUUUUAGUAUUCUUUGGAGUAUGGUAUUCAUGUUUGUGCUUUUAUUUAGUGCACUGUGAAGCACAGGAUGUUUUGAAAUACUGCUGUAAUAGUGCAUUUCCUAUUCGGGAGGCUGCCUUGCGUGACUGCUUUUUUGCUUGCUGAAGUGAAACCAUAUUCAAUACCAACAUAAUGGUGCAUUGCCAUGGCAUGGUCACGGCUCAUGUAGACCUGGGAUUGGAAUACUGGAUUGUUAUGACAGGAACUUCCACAUUGAAAUAGUGGGCUGCUGCGAUCAAAACCAAAUUGUACCGUCUCUGAGGGAUACGUCUCUAUGAUGUUCUUAUAGAAGAUUAGUUAAAGAGCUUUGAUUGAACUUAUAAGAUGUAUAGCUUUAUUGAGGCAGUCAUGUAUCCUCUAUUUUAGCUAUACAUGCUAGUCUGCAUUUGCAGACUCUGUUAACUAGCUAAGUAGCUAUCACUAGUCUCCCAGUCUUGGAUCACAAUCCAUUCUCUCAUGUGUGAUCCAUCUGAAGUAAACAGAUUCUUUUGUAUGUAAUCAACAAGUUGAUCUCUCACUUGUGUAUGCCACUGUAUCAGCAGCUUACUAGUGCUGGUAGGUCCAAGUAUAAGGACCUUGUCCUCUACUGCGAACUUCCUAUCUCUGCAUGUAGCUGUAGUAUCAUAGUAUUUCUUGUUAUUUCUUGUACAAAAAGAAAAAGAAAAACUAUCAACAUUAGGUUUGUUUACAGUCAACUGCUGCAAGCACAGUGUGGAUGGCUCAAAUAAGUGCAUUUAUGGUAAUUUGUGCAUUAUAUCAUCAUUUAUUAAAGUCAGCAUUUUCCCUCUUGCGAAGGGUUACUGACUUUUGUAACAUGACACUUCCUCCGUAAUAUAGAAUUAUAUAGAAUUAUGUACAUAUAUCUGCCUGUACACUGUCAUGACAAUAAAGUUGACCUUUAUUCAAUAAAA
Strongylocentrotus purpuratus (purple sea urchin) is the source of this 1895-nucleotide messenger RNA. RefSeq names its product protein Churchill (gene churc1). Gene Ontology annotation, biological process: multicellular organism development; fibroblast growth factor receptor signaling pathway; positive regulation of DNA-templated transcription. NCBI's taxonomy places the organism in Eukaryota, Metazoa, Echinodermata, Echinoidea, Camarodonta, Strongylocentrotidae. Gene Ontology annotation, molecular function: zinc ion binding. The transcript is spliced from 4 exons. The record is from RefSeq and is a predicted model, not a curated record. The coding region runs from base 70 to 411 and encodes 113 amino acids.